Molecule: messenger RNA, 584 nt
Organism: Magallana angulata
Lineage: Eukaryota; Metazoa; Mollusca; Bivalvia; Ostreida; Ostreidae
Product: interferon alpha-inducible protein 27-like protein 2B
Exons: 3
Coding region: 137-418 (93 amino acids)
Cellular component (GO): membrane
Source: RefSeq, a predicted model, not a curated record
AUAUUCCCAGUGUAAACAAACGUAUUUAAACAAAGUGUUGACCGUACAGUAUCGGUUAUCAUAUUAUUAACGGUUAUCUCAAAGGAAAGACUACAGGCAACACUUAGUUCACUGCUCUAUAGAAGCUGAAGCGAUCAUGGACAUGUAUUCCGCUGUAAAGAUAGCUGCUGUAGGGACAGCGAGUGCUGUGGGUGCAUUAAUAGGCGGACCGGUGGUUCUGGGAGUGGUGGGAUUCACUAAGGCUGGUGUGGCGGCUGGAUCCAUAGCGGCAGCACUGCAGACCCCCGCCACGGCUGCUGGAAGUGUGUUUGCCCUGUGUCAGAGUGCCGGUGUAGUAGGAUUGGCCGCGAGCACGAAGGCGGGGAUCUGUGCCACAGCUGGAGCCGUGGGGGCGGGCAUCUCGGCCAUCCUGAAGUGAUAAACAACUGCUCUCUGAAGACAAAUACUCCGAUAUGUGUGUGUGCGAAAAUUAUUUUAAUGAUAUUAUCUUGACAUCAAUUGUUGUCUGCGUGUUAAAUUUAUUGAGCUUUAAUUGAAAAACAAUGCGUUGCUCUCAAUAUAAAAAAAAACUAUUCGAAACCAUU